AUGUCGUCAGAGCCGGUCGAGAAGAAGCACAGCAGCCACCCAGCUCCUCUGAUGGAUCUAUCACAGUUCGCAGAAGUUCUUAAUGAGAGGUUCAGCCAGCCGCUUGCAGCGGAUGUGGCAUCAUGGUUGCCGCCUCAGGACCCCGACAAGCCAAGUCUUCCAUAUCUGCCUGGCUUUAAUGUCACAAUCCGUCCACACAACAUUGCCGAGAGAGAACAGCCAAGACAAGACCUCAAGCCAGAAUACCUCAGAACAGUGACUCAGAGUAAGGCAGUCGUCAAUAACCCUUCUCGAUUCUCUUCUCCGGACCCAGAUGACGCAGAAUCGGCUGCACUAGCUAUUACCGCGUCUAUUUCUAUCGGGACAACUCGAGGUGCCCAAAUCGUCGCUUGUACCAUUACUCCAUGCCAAAAGAAUGACGAGGAGGUUCCAAAGCCCUUUCAGGCUGUUGCAAAGAUUUACGACCCCAUAGGACGCUAUCCUCGAGAUACUGUGCGCGAAGCAGAUAAGGAUUAUGAGAACGAGACUGCGGCAUAUGAGCACCUUCGGAAGCACGGGAUCACUGGGUCUUUCGCUCCUAAAUAUUAUGGCUCUUGGAUCUUCAGACUUCCAAUCACUAUCGGUGACAGACAUCAGUCCAGAAGUAUCCAAAUGAUACUUAUAGAGACUUUAAAUGGGGUCAGCAUCCAAGAAACGCGGGUUCAAAACAGCUCAGACAGAAGUGGCGGGACAGAUUCGUUCCAUUACCCAGAGGAAUACCGAUUGGAAGUGCUGGCACGAGCUAUGGAUGCAUACGUCAAGCAACUCAAAAUAGGCCUUGAACAAGGUGACUUUGCGGGAAGGAACGUUAUACUUGUGGCAAACAGCCCAGAGGAAGACAAGGUGGGCGGUUUGGUACUGCCCCGUGUUGUACUUGUUGAUUACAACACAGCGAAGGUCGUGGAGAUGCCCUGUGAACAAGCUAAUUGGCUUCCUUCCAACCCAGCAGCAGUCUUCUGGAAUGAGUAUGUUUGGGAAGACUUUGGUGGUUGGGUACCUAACGAAUGGCAGGACUGGAAGACUCAGCAGGAUUGGUUGAUGCGGAGGUUCAACGGAGAUGACCACAGGCAUCACUAUUAUCCUUCUCAGGAAUUCUUUAAUAAUAUGCUUGCGCAAGGAGAUGAGAUACACAUGCAGCAGUACCAGCGAGGAGGUCAACUUACCCGCUCACCAAGCAUGGCUCAAUAUCAGGCUUCAGUUUAG
Diaporthe amygdali is the source of this 1242-nucleotide messenger RNA. RefSeq lists its product as uncharacterized. The transcript has 2 exons. NCBI's taxonomy places the organism in Eukaryota, Fungi, Ascomycota, Sordariomycetes, Diaporthales, Diaporthaceae. The record is from RefSeq and is a predicted model, not a curated record. Bases 1 to 1242 code for a protein of 413 amino acids.